AUGUCCCGACAUAUUUACACCCGCAACGGGAUAGGCGAUGGUGUCCAAAAGCCUAUGUUCCAGGGGAACCGAGGGACUUACUCUCGCCGCAGCAGGCUGAAGAGGUCCGACGGCAGCACCACCUCCACCAGCUUCAUCCUCAGACAGCUCGUGUCCAACGUCCUGAUCUUCUCCUGCACCAACAUCGUGGGUGUCUGCACCCACUACCCGGCCGAGGGCUCCCAGAGGCAGGCCUUCCAGGAGACCCGCGAGUGCAUUCAGGCUCGCCUCCACUCCCAGAGGGAGAACCAGCAGCAGGUACGGCACUGGGGUGUGGUGGUGGUGGUAGGGGGGGUGAGGACACUGGGGGGGGUGAGGACACUGGGGACGCUGGACCACAUUCACAUCCUCCAGAGGGAGAACCAGCAGCAGGAACGCCUCCUCCUAUCUGUGCUUCCCCGCCAUGUUGCCAUGGAGAUGAAAGCCGACAUCAACGCCAAGCAGGAGGAUAUGAUGUUUCACAAGAUCUACAUCCAGAAACAUGACAACGUUAGCAUCCUGUUCGCUGACAUCGAGGGCUUCACCAGCCUGGCCUCCCAGUGCACGGCGCAGGAGCUGGUGAUGACGCUCAACGAACUCUUCGCCCGCUUCGACAAGCUGGCGGCGGAGAACCACUGCCUGCGCAUUAAGAUCCUGGGCGACUGCUACUACUGCGUGUCUGGGCUGCCAGAGCCACGGGCUGACCACGCUCACUGCUGUGUGGAGAUGGGGGUGGACAUGAUCGAGGCCAUCUCGUUGGUGCGGGAGGUGACCGGCGUGAAUGUGAAUAUGAGAGUGGGGAUCCACAGUGGGAGGGUGCACUGCGGGGUGCUGGGCCUGCGCAAGUGGCAGUUUGACGUGUGGUCCAACGACGUCACGCUAGCCAAUCACAUGGAGGCCGGUGGCAAAGCUGGACGGAUCCAUAUCACCAAAGCCACACUAAACUACCUGAAUGGUGACUAUGAUGUAGAGCCGGGCUAUGGGGGUGAGAGGAACGUGUACAUGAAGACGCAUAACAUCGAAACCUACCUCAUAGUGGGCUGCAGCCAGAAACGGAAAGAAGAGAAGGCCAUGAUUGCCAAGAUGAACCGGCAGCGCACCAACUCGGUCAGCCACAACGCCUCGCACUGGACCGACCGGCCCUUCUACAAUCAUCUGGGCAGCAACCAGGUCUCUAAGGAGAUGAAGAGGAUGGGCUUUGAAGAUCCCAAGGACAAAAACACACAGGAGAACCUGAACCCUGAGGACGAGGUGGACGAGUUUCUGGGCCGAGCCAUCGACGCGCGCAGCAUCGACCGCCUGCGCUCCGAGCACGUCAAGAAAUUCCUGCUCACUUUCCGAGAGCCAGACCUGGAGAAGAAGUACUCUAAACAGGUGGACUCCAGGUUCGGGGCGUAUGUGGCCUGUGCCUCCCUGGUCUUCUUCUUUAUCUGCUUCAUUCAGAUUGUCAUUGUGCCACAUUCAAACGUGAUGAUUGGGUUUUACGCAACGUGCCUGGUUCUCCUGAUGGUGGUCAUGUUCAUCUCGGCCAUAUACUCUUGUUUCGGGUGUUUCCCAGUGCCUCUGCAGACACUCUCCAAGCGCAUCGUCCAGUCCAGGCUGAACAGCACUCUUGUGGGCGUCUUCACCAUCAUCCUGGUGUUCCUCUCUGCCUUCGUCAACAUGUUCACCUGCAGCAACGCCAACUUGCGGACGUGCCUGAGCCUGGAGUUCAACGUCAACCCCAGCAGCGUCGACGCCUGCCACGUGCGCCGCUCCGCCCUGAACUACUCCCUGGGCACGCUGGAGGGCUUCUGCCACAGCUCCACGCCAAACUGCAACUUCCCCGAGUACUUCUCGUCCUGUGUGCUGCUCAGUCUGCUGGCCUGCUCCGUGUUCCUGCAGGUGAGCAGCAUAGGGAAGCUCUUCCUCAUGCUCUUCAUCGAGGUGCUCUACGUGCUCAUCAUGGAGGUGCCCGAGGUCACCCUGUUCGACAACGUGGACCUGCUGGUCAUGGCCAACGCCAUUGAAUUCAUCAAUGGAACAAGCUGCGCUUCGGACUCCAGGGUGCCGCUGAAGAUCGUGACUCCGGUGGUCAUCACCGUCUUCGUGCUGGCGCUUUACCUUCACGCUCAACAGGUGGAGUCCACAGCCAGGCUGGACUUCCUGUGGAAGCUGCAGGCUACCGAGGAGAAGGAGGAGAUGGAGGAGCUGCAGGCCUAUAACCGGCGUCUCCUCCACAACAUCCUGCCCAAGGAUGUGGCGGCGCACUUCCUGGCGCGGGAGCGGCGCAACGACGAGCUGUACUACCAGUCGUGCGAGUGCGUGGCCGUCAUGUUCGCCUCCAUCAGCAACUUCUCCGAGUUCUACGUGGAGCUCGAGGCCAACAACGAGGGCGUUGAGUGCCUGAGGCUGCUCAAUGAGAUCAUCGCCGACUUCGACGAGAUAAUCAGUGAGGACCGUUUCCGUCAGCUGGAGAAAAUCAAGACCAUCGGCAGCACUUACAUGGCCGCCUCCGGCCUCAACGACUCCACGUACGACAAGGUUGGGCGCUCCCACAUCCGAGCCCUGGCCGACUACGCCAUGCGCCUGAUGGAGCAGAUGAAGCACAUCAAUGAGCACUCCUUCAACAACUUCAAGAUGAAGAUCGGACUGAACAUGGGGCCCGUGGUGGCGGGGGUCAUUGGGGCACGGAAGCCUCAGUAUGAUAUCUGGGGGAACACGGUGAACGUGGCCAGCCGAAUGGACAGCACAGGUGUGCCGGAGAGGAUCCAGGUGACCAGUGACCUGUACCAGGUCCUGAACUCCUACAACUACGUCCUUGAGUGCCGGGGGCCUGUGAAAGUCAAGGGCAAAGGGGAAAUGACAACUUACUUUCUGAACGGAGGGCCCAGCAGCAGUUAACAUCCCCACCCUUCUCCCCUAAAGCAGCAACAGAAGCUGAGGACAGGCAGGUGUUUCUGUGUGGCUAGACCAGCAGUUGACAUACAGGACAACUAGACCUGUCCAAACACUCUGGCAUAACACUCCUCCGACUCCUCGUUAUAUUCUUAUCAAACACCCCCCCUCUCACCCUCUCCUUAUCUGCUGGGCCUGUCAGUUUGGUUGGUUAGAAUGGUGAAGAGCCUUGCACCCGUCCCCCACCUGUCCCCACCUGUCCCCUUUUGAAAGGACUGGAGGAGUGCCACAGCACAGGGCCCGUCAGGGGCCGGCGUCACCAAAAGAGGCCAAAGAAAUGCCAGCCAGGACCAGACUUGAAAGCAGGAGUCCAAAUGUCUGUUUUGUUUUCUCUGACCUGAGUGCAAAAGGCGCUCGAACUUAGAAGUGGUCUUUUCUCUCUUACCCCCCACCCCCACCCCCACCCCCCGAGGAGGCUAUAGAGGCCGUGAUCACCGUGACACGCCUGUCUUUAAGAUCCAGGAGGCUCCACAGCUCAAAAAGCUCUGCAUGAGGACACUGAAAUGUGUACACGGGUAAAACACUUGGCUGUUUUAUGUGUAUGUCUGUAUCCUUCAUUGAGCCGGUGUGUGCUUCAUAGGAUCGCAUUGUCUUUGAACACCAUGGAGUGGUACAGAUGUGGAAGUGUAAAAAAAAAAGCAACAAAAAAAACACAAAAAAAUAAACCUUGGGUGAACUAACAUGGCUGCCAAGCCAGAACCGUGACACUACCAACCCUUUACUGCAGAAGUUCUCCAACUCUGCCCGGGAGGUAACCAGGCUUGCCUGAUGCUUGGAAUCGAAAGCUGACAGUGUUAUCUGUCUGGGUACUUGAAUGAACAGAUUGAGACUGUGUGUGUGUUUGCGUGCAAGUGUUUGUGUAUGUGUGUGUGUGUGUGUGUGUAUACAUGUGUAUUUACACAAUGCUCCCCUCUCCCCAAACCUAAAUGCUCACACACAGUCCCACCGAUGUCCGUUUUAAACUGAAGACACUUUCAAUGACAGAGAGAAAGUCCAAGUAAGGGUCUUUUGUAUUUAUGACAUUUUUGUAUUUUAACUCAAAAUACCAAACCUUCAAAUAUUUUAGAUUCUAUAUUUUCUACAUUGAUAGAGAGCAAGAGAGAGAGCAAGAGAGAGAGCGAGAGAGAGAGAGAGCGAUAGAGCAAGAGAGAGAAAGAGGUCUACGGACACCAAUGUGUAUUGAGAUGUAUAUAUACCUGAUGGAAAUGUAAUUACAAAUGUGCACAUUUUUACACUCACUGCAACACAAGAGAACCCACAUGGCUCUAGUGCUUUGGAAUCGUAUAGCUCCGAGAACCACAUGGUCUCACAUAAGAACCACUCUCAAUCAGAGAAGGCUUGUCAGAAAACCCUCUCCACCACUCCCUUUAUAUUUAUACCCCCCAAUUUGAUUGAGGCAGGACAGAUGACUGAAUAAUGUAAGUUAAUGAAGGUUGAAUCAACAGUGUUAAACAUGAAAAAAGGCCUUUUGAGGUUGUUAGCUGGUCAGAAAGCAACACAGUGACAAGAUAUGCUAUGAAAAGGUCAUGUAACGUUAGCGAUGGCAGAAGACACAGGAGAUGAUGUCUUCCGGGUGCCCCAGAGCCAUUUCCUUUGCACUGCACUUCUGUCAACCUGAAUCCCC
Messenger RNA from Clupea harengus (Atlantic herring), 4579 nucleotides. RefSeq names its product adenylate cyclase 5 (gene adcy5). The transcript has 22 exons. Gene Ontology annotation, molecular function: adenylate cyclase activity. Gene Ontology annotation, biological process: intracellular signal transduction; adenylate cyclase-activating G protein-coupled receptor signaling pathway; cAMP biosynthetic process. Bases 1 to 2901 code for a protein of 966 amino acids. Gene Ontology annotation, cellular component: plasma membrane. NCBI's taxonomy places the organism in Eukaryota, Metazoa, Chordata, Actinopteri, Clupeiformes, Clupeidae. The record is from RefSeq and is a predicted model, not a curated record.